AUCCAUGAUGAUAAUAGUGAAUACCUUAAUGAUACUAUAUAUAAUAUUUUAUGUCAACGUGGUUUUUUUGACAAUGUUAAACAUUUGGUAAAUAUUCUUGCUCCAAUCAAGUCUGCAAUUUUAACAUUAGAAAGAAAUCAAGCAAAUUUGGCAGAUUGCUAUAUUCAUUUAUUAAAAUGUGCCAAUGCCAUGAAUAACUUGCCAUAUUGUGAAUAUAGA
Entrophospora candida is the source of this 219-nucleotide messenger RNA. The record is from the annotation of a GenBank genome assembly. NCBI's taxonomy places the organism in Eukaryota, Fungi, Glomeromycota, Glomeromycetes, Entrophosporales, Entrophosporaceae.